Ruditapes philippinarum (Manila clam) is the source of this 1924-nucleotide messenger RNA. RefSeq names its product mucin-2-like. The record is from RefSeq and is a predicted model, not a curated record. The transcript has 7 exons. Lineage: Eukaryota; Metazoa; Mollusca; Bivalvia; Venerida; Veneridae. Bases 77 to 1924 code for a protein of 615 amino acids.
UUUUGCAGUGAACCAACCGUAUUCAUAUGUGUCAUUUGUUGGGGAGGACCUUUUGGCAAGCACAAUUCGAAAUGAGAUGCCAAAUUUUGUUCCUGGUCUUAAGGAUGAGGAUAUCAAAGAUGUGUCUAUUCAUGAAGUUGACGGAAACAUAGGUACAACUAUUGAAAUAGAUCCAGCGACAGAAAAUAUUGACGCAUUACUUCUAGCAGCAGAGGCGUUUGUGAACUCUGAUCAAUCUUUUCCAAUUAAUGCAGGCUUCUUUGUGAUUCAAAUACAGGCCAUUCCGCAAACUUUCAAAGUAGUUUACCCGGACAUUGUAACCACUGAAGCCCCUUCUACUCUUGCUAUUGAUACUUCAUCUUCUACGAUAACAUCAAUUCCAACCACACUCCCUCAAACGACAUCCAAGGCAACAACGAGUAUCACAUCUACUUUCACUCCAACUGAAACAAGUGCUUCUGAGGCAACUACCAUUCCAAACAAAAGUCUUGAAACGUCCUACACGGCAACAACAAGUACCACAUCUACUAUGACUUCCUCUGAAAAUAAUACUUAUGAGGCAUAUACAAUGCAGAAGACAUCGACUAAAAUGAAUUCUAAUAUUGGAGCUUUGACCACUGAAGCGGUUUCUACUUUGUCUAUUGAUACAACCUCUUCUAUGUUAUCUUCCAAAAAGUCGACUGAAUCAGCUUCAUUUCCAGUCACAUUCCCACAAACUACAUCCAUGGUAACAACAAGUACUACAACUACUGUAUCUCCAACUUUGAAAAUUCCUACUGAGACAGCUUUCAUUUUAGUAACACUCCCUCAAACGACAUCCAAGACAACAGCAACAACUAAUACCACAACUAUUGUGUCUCAAUCUGUGACAAUUCCGACUGAGGCAGCUUCCAUUCCAACCAACCUCCCUCAAACGACUUCCAUAGCAACAAAAAGUACCACAACCGCUAAGACGCCAAAUGUAACAAUUCCUACUGAGACAGCUACAAUUCAAUCAACGUACACUGAAAUGACUUCUAAUGUUGCAGUUGUAACCACUGAAGCCACUUCUACUCUUGCUAUUGAUACUUCCUCUUCUACGAUAACAUCAAUUCCAACCACACUCCCUCAAACGACAUCCAAGACAACAACAAGUAUCACAUCUACUUUCACUCCAACUGUUAAAAGUCCCUCUGAGAUAACUACAAUUAAAGCCUUGACCACUGAAGCGGUUUCUACUUUGUCUAUUGAUACAACCUCUUCUAUGUUAACUUCCAAAACGUCGACUGAAUCAGCUUCCAUUCCAGUCACAUUCCCUCAAACUACAUCCAUGGUAACAACAAGUACUACAACUACUGCGUCUCAAACUGUGAACAUUCCUACUGAGACAGCUUUCAUUUUAGUAACACUCCCUCAAACGACACCCAAGACAACAACAACAACUAAUACCACAACUAUUGUGUCUCCAUCUGUGACAAUUGCGACUGAGGCAGCUCCCAUUCCAACCAACCUCCCUCAAACGACUUCCAUGGCAACAAAAAGUACUACAACCGUUAUGACUCCAAAUGUAACAAUUCCUACUGAGACAGCUACAAUCCAAUCAACGUACACUGAAAUGACCUCUAAUGUUGCAGGUGGUAAAGACGAAGCUAGAUCUACCUUCACCAAUGCAGUGAGGAAGUGGGUUACAUGGUGGAUCUAUGGGACACUGGAGUUGAACGUGAAACACUUGUGGGCACAAAAACCACUGGCAAAUGAACAGUACUAUCCCACUGUCCGUCAUUGUUUGGUUUUGCUCAUUAUGCCACUGUCCACGGCUAUAGCGAAACGGUCAUUUGAUCAACACAAUGAAGAGACUUCAAACACGUAUCUCAGAUCUACCAUGACAACUGACAGACUAUCUGGACUUAAUAUUUAUAGAGACAUGAAUAUUAACUCUGUUUGA